CCUUGCUCGAAAAAGAAAUACCCAGCCAUGAACCACAACGAAGUGCCCUCCGAUGAAUCGAAGGAUCCGAUGCGUGAAUCGAGAUCAGAGUCCUCCGACGAGGAUAUCAGAUGUCUUCUAGAUGGUCUCCACCUGCAAAUGUUUCACCUUAUGGAGGACCAGGACCUACUGCACUUGCUGGUCAACAAGCAGACAUGUAGAGCCGGACUAAUCCUGGCCAGGGUGAGAUUGCACCAUGGAUCUGAACGAACUUCAGCAGAGGCCCAAUUGCCCAGAGGACAACCCUACAAGGCAAUCACUCGUGUUAUUGAAACAUCGAGCCCCCACGGGAAAUACUUUAGGAUCACUCGACACCCAAUUGACCCGAUCCUUAGAUACUUCCGGCCCCUCACAACCAUCUUCGGCCGUCUGGUGCCAGAGAGCUUGAGAGUAGCGAAUCGGCAUUGGGACCACUGUCUGGAUAUGGUUGUCGAAUGUGCCAACAUCCGAAGGGAACUCCAAUCCACGAUCGACUCCAUCAAGAAGCUGCGAACGACCCUUGACUGA
Messenger RNA from Drosophila rhopaloa, 546 nucleotides. RefSeq lists its product as uncharacterized. The transcript has a single exon. Gene Ontology annotation, biological process: vacuolar proton-transporting V-type ATPase complex assembly. Gene Ontology annotation, cellular component: extrinsic component of endoplasmic reticulum membrane. Bases 28 to 546 code for a protein of 172 amino acids. The record is from RefSeq and is a predicted model, not a curated record. NCBI's taxonomy places the organism in Eukaryota, Metazoa, Arthropoda, Insecta, Diptera, Drosophilidae.